AUGGAAUGUCUAAGUGCGGAAAAAGCCCUGUCUGAAGAAAAAGAAGAGAAGAAGAAGAAAUACAAGUCAGACAUUGUACUGCAUCGGAAUAACAUAAAGCGCAAAACCAUAGUUCACUGUGAAUUUGAUAUAGCUAUUAUCAUACGGUUUAUAUCAAAUCAAUACGUGUGUCCUCGAAAGAUUUUGGGUUUGAUAGGGCCAACAGUGCGACCGGAAACAAACGAUUCUUACGUAAUCAAAUACUCCCCACAUCCAAACGGGCGU
Brenthis ino (lesser marbled fritillary) is the source of this 264-nucleotide messenger RNA. NCBI's taxonomy places the organism in Eukaryota, Metazoa, Arthropoda, Insecta, Lepidoptera, Nymphalidae. The record is from the annotation of a GenBank genome assembly.